AUGUCUUUCCUGAGUGUAAAACGUUUACGUUAUUGUAGGUGUAACUGUGCAAACUGUGCUGUUAUGCCAACUGAACGAGAAAAUAUAUGCUGCAUGGAGAUUCCUCAGGUAAGUACAAGGCACAUGUUUUUGUCUACUUAUAUUAAUGUGAAUGUUAAAUAUAUAGAGAGAAUUACAGUGUUCUUGUUUUGUAGAUUGUUAGAAGGAUUAACCAGCAAUUUGUCUGACUUUAUCAAUGUCUUUCACAUUAGGUGUUACAGGCACUUAGCAUACAGGAGCUUUGUGAGCUGGUGCUGGGGCUAUCUGGGCAGGAAGAUCAGGGUUGUUAUCCCGUCUUGUGUUGUCCUGCGCAUAUGCCAAGAAUUUCCUGACGCUGGAGGCAGCUGCGUAGGAUUUAGACCUCCCCUUGACUGAACAGUGAUACAUGCCUUGCGAUGGCUUCUUCCAUGGAGGGUCUGUCAUACUGGGCGGACAGUGUUUCAGGGACCUUGAUUUUGUGGAUCUCCUCCAUGUAGGAAAGAGGGUCUGGGAUUACCUUCUCAAAAAGAAAUGCCAUCAGAUUGAUGACAUAGCCUGUAAAAAUAUAAUUGCACAAUAGACAUUAUGCAGGUUAUUUAUUGUUUUUGAAUUUUUAGUUAUUUUAUUGUGAACAUCAAUAAAUUUGUUUAACUUACAA
Molecule: messenger RNA, 676 nt
Organism: Ctenopharyngodon idella (grass carp)
Lineage: Eukaryota; Metazoa; Chordata; Actinopteri; Cypriniformes; Xenocyprididae
Product: P2X purinoceptor 7
Exons: 3
Coding region: 1-414 (137 amino acids)
Source: RefSeq, a predicted model, not a curated record